AUCAGCUUCCGGGGUUAUGGCGGUGGUUGGAGGUGCAUGUGGUUUGUGAAAUAUAUACAUUUAAAAAACGAAUAUUAUGAGCUCUGAACGGGGAAAUGUCACAAGGAAGCGAGCGCAGAAACAUCAAAAUGUUAUUGUGUUUAAAAAUGACAAGUAUGACAAAAGUAAAAAGUUAAAGAGGUUAAAUGCUAUCACGCAUGCAGGUGUAUGCAAACGAUGCAAGGAAGUGUUGGAAUGGAAAAUAAAAUAUAGCAAGUAUAAGCCACUUAGUCAGCCUCGGAAAUGUGUUAAAUGCCAUCAGAAGACGGUGAAGGAUUCUUACCACAUUAUGUGUAAACCAUGUGCUUUCAAACUGGAACUCUGUGCCAAAUGUGGGAAGAAGGAAGAGAUUGUGCAUCCGUUGACUUCUUCAGAAACCCAAAAUGGAGAAGGCGAUGCUGAAACAAAUCCUGACACAAGAAGUUGCAUGAAAGAAAGUAAAGGUGAUGAGGGUGGUGAUGCCAAUAGUACUGAAGACUCUGAUUUUGAUGGUGAUGAUGGCAACAAUGUUAAAGAUGGAGCCAAGUCCAUUGAAGCAUCUUUAAGUCAUCCAUCCACCCAACAAACUGACAUGCCAUUGCAGAAAUCAAAACCAUUGAAGAGCAAACAAACAACAGCCCAGGGAGAGCUCGACUUUUCCAGCCUGAAUCUUGAGGAUUGAGGCAACAACCAGUAUGCAUGCAAGAGCUUGAUCAUUGCCGUAGGUGGUUACGUAACUGUCUGACAUGCAUAUCAACUAAACAGUGUUUCCUUUGAGAUCCUUUGCAUAGGUAGGAACAUGCGAUGUUGCCAGAAUGCUAUUGUGAAAGAGAAAGAGUGGAGAAAUUAGUGCAAGAUUAUUGACUAUUAAUUACACUCGUCCCUUGCACAGUCGGGUCCAUUGCCUGAACUGAAUGUGCAACAGUGGUUAUAGUGAGCAAUUGAUACUCACACACACUUAGUGCUCACAUCCAAAGGCAAAUUUCUCUCCCAUAUUGUAAAAGUCAAUUAAACUAAUGGCUUGGAGACCUUCGACAGAUGUGACCUAACCAUACUUAGGAUUUACUAAUGAUUAUUGUAUGGUUUACAAUGUCCAAAUUAAAUAUUAUCUUUUGAAUUUAUGAAAAUUUGACUAAUUAUUAUUAACUUAAGCUGUUGCUACAGAGUGGGGCAAUUAACUACAUUGUUGUAGUGGUCAGACUUUCUCUUUGUUCUGAAGGAUUGUUGUAUUUUAUAAAUCGUCUUUAAAAUUAAUUACAAUCUUGCAUACCUUCUGCUAAGUCACAUAAAUAAAACCAGCAAAAUGUAUUCUCUGGAUUUUAAAUGUUCUUUGACUUUAGAAUAUACCUUGUAUGUUCAUGCAGAAAUGUAAAUAAAUCAAU
This is a messenger RNA of Pristis pectinata (smalltooth sawfish), 1400 nucleotides long. It is a transcript of the gene c7h9orf85, whose product is annotated as chromosome 7 C9orf85 homolog. The transcript is spliced from 4 exons. Bases 77 to 700 code for a protein of 207 amino acids. The record is from RefSeq and is a predicted model, not a curated record. Lineage: Eukaryota; Metazoa; Chordata; Chondrichthyes; Rhinopristiformes; Pristidae.